Alternaria burnsii is the source of this 4113-nucleotide messenger RNA. Its product is annotated as fungal specific transcription factor. The transcript is spliced from 4 exons. Lineage: Eukaryota; Fungi; Ascomycota; Dothideomycetes; Pleosporales; Pleosporaceae. Gene Ontology annotation, biological process: DNA-templated transcription; transmembrane transport. Gene Ontology annotation, molecular function: DNA binding; zinc ion binding. Gene Ontology annotation, cellular component: nucleus; membrane. The record is from RefSeq and is a predicted model, not a curated record. The coding region runs from base 1 to 4113 and encodes 1370 amino acids.
AUGCUCGCGCGAGACACCCUCGUGCUCGCACUGCCUGAGGCUGUGUUAGCUUUUCUGGAGAGGAUACUUUUGGAUGACGCUGGAAACAUCCGGCCCCGGUACAGAGAUGAUGAUGCUGCGACCAAUGGGCAUACAGUCGCCCAUGCAGGACCUGAUACCGUAAAAGAGAGCCCUGCGCCUCGUGUUGAAGAGCCACCACAAUGUGUUGCGCCUACUCCCAAAUUCAACCACAUUCAACAAUCCACUGAGGAUCGAUCAACAGGCCUUGAAGAAGAGAGCGGUGCGAUCAACCCGUUGAAACGAAGACAUGAGAUGCCAAUUGCGGAGAGCUGGCUUCUGCCCUUUGAAGACGUUGAUAUUGCACAAUAUCUCCCAUCUCAACCACUUCUCGGAAAGAUUGCAGACUUCUUCUGUAUCUCAUUUCAUCAUUGGAUCCCGUACAUCCAUAAGGCAAGACUCCAAACACGAGUACGUCAAGGUUGUCAGGAUCCAGGCCAUGUGCUAGUCCUGCAUGCUUUGGUUGCGGUUGCUUUACGGCACAUGGAUCCCAACGUAACAUAUCUGGACAACGACCAGAUAGAUCAACAAACCAGGGUGUCACGUAUAAUUGUGGAAACUCAUGCAAUGCGCAAUGUUACCAUCGAAAGUCUACAGGCCCUCAUCUUCCUAGUCUUUGAUCUUCUCAACGACGGACAAACGCAAAGGGCAUGGCCCUUAAUUGGAUCCCUCACGAGGACUAUCGACUACCUUCAACUUACUACCGAGCCGUCGACAUCGCAGUCAGGGUCGCUGAUGACGCCGGUGCGACUAGUAAAACCCUCCAAUGAUUGGACAGAAUUGGAGGAAAGGAGAAGACUGUUUUGGAUUAUCUUCCUACUGGAUAGAUUCUGUUCGGUAUCUACUGGAUGGAAUACGAGCCUCACCGCGGACGACGUGCACCGUCGCUUGCCAGCCGAUGGUGGAUUCUUUACAAGAGAGGAACCAGUGACCACGCCAUACUUCGGUAUCUGGAACAAGGCGGCAGCUCGUAUCGGGCGCUCAUUAGCAAACGUACCUGCGCAAUACAACGACGAGGACCCAGCAAUCGAUCACUUGCCUCAAGGGGCUAGUCCCAAUUCUGCGAAUGGCUACAUCGACGCUUCCAAGCUCGGCGCAUUCGCAUAUUGCGUCGAAGCAACCGAAAGUCUAAGUCAGGUGACUACGUUCUUCCUUCAACAACGGAUCAACUGGCAAGACAAGGAGCAUGCGGUCAGUUGGUUGACGCGCUUCAAAGAGCUAGAUCUUAGGCUUGUACAAUGGAAAAUCUUCUUACCACCCAGAUGGAAGGACUCGAACAUCUCGUCAGAUAGGACUGUGGUCGACAUGGAUCCAAACCUUACACUAGCACAUAUUACGCAUAACACGUCCAUGAUUCUGCUGCAUCAUCCAAUUGGAUACCCACCCCGUGGAUGGAACGACUUCGUCGCAUUGCCGAAAGAAUGUAGCGUUCAGACUUGCGAGCUUGCCGCUGUGGAGUCUUCAAACAUCGUCGACAAGUUCCUUACCCAUACACCUAUACCGUUUGUGAACGUACAGUUCUCGUUCUGUGCGGUCAUUGCCGCCAAAGCGUUGCUCUUCGAACACCAGGCCGCUCGUAAGCCUUUACGGUCCGAAUUUCACCGCCUGAUCCGCAAUCUCGAGGAGAUGUCAGCAAGAUGGAGGGGGCGGGACACAGAUGAUGCAAAACCGGAAAACCAAGCUGGAACAUACGCAAAGCACCUCAAGCGCUUACUAGAAGCCUGCCAAAACGACGCCAAUUUCCGAUUCGACUUUUACGACCACAAUGGACUCACUCUCGACCCACAGAACCACGCUAGUCCGACAUAUGCCGCUACCCCACAAGCCCGCUCUAGAAGUCUUGCACACGAACGUUCGCUGCUGAGGAAUCAUGGUCGCAACAAUAGCUUCAACAGUUCCCAGUCGACUCUUAGUCCCAGACGUAUACCACCAGACAUGAACAGAAACGCAGCCCUGCCAUCUCCAAGUGCAUACGAGCAACACCACCCACGUCUACCAACAGCCCAUGCUAUAUCACCCACCGCACCACCUCCCAUAUAUCAGUCACCGCAAGUGCAGGCUAGUUACCGUAGUCAUACUCCAUCACAUUAUGCGCCAGGCGGCACGCCCGUGCCAGGAUCUGAUCCGUCUCUUGCUCCAUACGGCGCGGCUGGUACGACGGCGAAUCACCAGAGUGUGCAAGAUCAAUCUCUCCUUAAUCUGUCCGACGCCUUCAUGGACUCUGGUUUUUUGGAUAUGGACCGCGUUAUUACAUUCGAAGAUGCAAAUUUCUUUUUACCGGGCGAUGCGUUUCGCAUGGACAAUGAUUCCGGCGCUGAAGCUGUCAAAAGUUGGCGGCCGAUUCUUACGAUUAUCAUCUUUAUCUUGAUUAAUCUGCCGAUACUACACCCAUUUCGCCUGCCAGUCUAUAUCCCUCAUUUGGUUGCGGAAGCUCUGUUCUACAUCCUUAGCGUCUUGCGCAUAGUGUCAUGGAAAAGAGAAGAUGGCGCAGCUAACCGGCCGAGAUUCAUCAGAUACACAGUACCGAUCAACUAUGUUACAGCGCCUCUCGCCGCAGUACUAUUUCUGCUGGCUGCUACAGUCAUCGGCAAGCACGAACUCAUGCUGGGUAUCAUAGGCGAUGAUGAUACCGGUAUCUGCCCAUACGACCUAGUCAUCGUCUUCCUUAGUCUAGGCUAUAUUGCCAAUUCACUUGGAGCAGCCGGCUUAGUCCGGUCUGUGGUAAUCAGAGCCGUUAGACUCGGAAAAGUGGGUCACCGCUUGUACCUCUACCUCUACAUCUGCUUCUUUGGCAUAGGAGCCUUUCUUGGAAACGAUCCCAUCAUGGUCUUGUUUCUCUCCUACUUCGUUCGGGUUGUUGCAAACAUCAAGCAUCCACGAGCCUGGAUACAAACGCAAUUUUGCAUCGCCAACAUCGCAACCGGGAUCUUGGUAUCAUCAAAUCCUACUAACCUCGUGCUCGCAAACGCGUUCAAGAUACGUUUUGUUAGUUUUGCAGCGAAUAUGGUUGUGCCAGUCGUUGCCACAACAGUUCUGCUCUUUCCCUUCUUACUCUAUAUUGUAUUUCCUCAUCCAGAUCUCAUCCCACAAACGAUGAAGGCUCGAGACCUACCCGAGGAAGCAAAGAACAAAAAGCCAGCGAAUCCCAACAUCCCAACUGUACGCAAAAGGCCUGCUGACGGCGAAAGUCUCCGGUCCGAAAACGAAGACGCAGAACUGGAGCACAUUCUGAAUCCUUUCCUCGACAGAAAAAGUUCCCUUUUUGGAUCCAUCAUCUUCAUCGCAACGAUCAUCCUGCUUUUGGCCUUGAACGCUGUAUAUCUUUCGCAAGGUGGCAAUACUGACUUCUGGGUCACUCUGCCAGCUGCUGUCACCAUGCUCUGUUGGGAUCUUACCAUGGGCUGGACGAACAGGGCAGCAACACGUGCUAUCGCUCGACAGGGAAGGGGUCACCCUAAGAGUCCCAACGUCGAUGGAAUAGUCUCAACAAUCAAGAAUAUAGUCCUAACUCAUAAUGAUCACAGCAUAUCGGACACAGAUCAGCGUUCGCACCAGGAAAACAUUUCUCUAGGAAGGUUGGCCUCAGGGAAUGUCGAUGCGAGAAGGGAGGCUGAAACCUCCCACGAAACAUGUACCGAAGAGCCUCCAUCAGGAAAAAUAACGACUCAGCAGCAGCAGCAGCAGCAGCAAAUACCCAUGAUUGGCGUGCAGCGGGCACUCACAAAUUUAGGCAUUGCAGAAACCUCACACCCGACAUCUGAGCUUCGACAUAGAGAUGAUCAUGUUACGCUAUUCAAGUGCCUAGAAAACCGGUACGUGUGGUGUCAAGAGACCUUCCCCACAACGACGGUCUGUCUACGUCAGCUUCCAUACGAUCUCGUCCCCUUCGCGUUCUGCAUGUUCAUCCUUGUAGAAGCUCUCAUCAGCAAAGGUUGGGUUCGUGUGUUUGCUCACUGGUGGGACCUCUGGGCUACCAAGUCUGGACCUGUCGGAUGCAUUGCAGGGAUGGGCCUCUUGGGCAUGGUGCUAUCUAGCGUAAGUGUUGCCAGCUCAUAG